UUUGCUUCUCUCAAUCUAGAAUUCACAAACCAUGCACGAUAUACAUACAUUGGUGAUGAACCUAUCGUAUCAUCAGAUACCGAAUUUGUAAUAAGGAAGCGAAACAUUUUUGUUCUUGUAGUAGAGGAAUCACAGAUUGCUGUAGAGAUUCUUACUUUCGGUAGUGAGAAUAUACGUCUUAGUAAAACACCAAAAGAUCAAACAUUAUGGGCUAUUCGAAAAAUUGAGGUUAAAAGAUUGCUGAUUGGUAAUGGCUUGAAGACUGGUUUUGAUCUUGCUGAACCAGCUGGAAGACGAAUAGUAUUAACAGCAUUAACAAAAAUUCGUGAAUCACUUUUAAAAACAACCUCAAACCAUUAG
This is a messenger RNA of Funneliformis mosseae, 360 nucleotides long. Lineage: Eukaryota; Fungi; Glomeromycota; Glomeromycetes; Glomerales; Glomeraceae. The record is from the annotation of a GenBank genome assembly.